AUGAAGGAGUACCACUGGGCCUCCAACGACAUUGAGCAAGUCAUGAUCAGCCUCGUCCCUUUCCUCAUCCGGUGCAUGAAACUCCGGCUCUUUCUCUUAGUGAAUCUUGCUGUCAUCUGUGCGAACAGCGCCGACCACAUGGACGAUGCCGAACGUCAACUCGUCGAGUUUCAGACCGAUCCGGACUUCAUCAUCACGACCCUGACUAACACCAUCCAGAACUUGAAGAUACCAGCCGCCAAACAGAGAGCAAAACACAAAGCCCAGUUCAACCCCGAGGUCAAAGCUCCAGAAUGCGCUAUGGUUCCGUGGAUGGAAUAG
Messenger RNA from Thermochaetoides thermophila DSM 1495, 321 nucleotides. RefSeq lists its product as uncharacterized. The transcript has a single exon. Lineage: Eukaryota; Fungi; Ascomycota; Sordariomycetes; Sordariales; Chaetomiaceae. The record is from RefSeq and is a predicted model, not a curated record. Bases 1 to 321 code for a protein of 106 amino acids.